CGGCUUCAUGUGGCACACGCCAUGCUAUUUGGAAUAAGAACGCUAUCCGCCGGCGCAUUGCGCGAAUUUAUAUCUGGAGAAGCCCUCGUCGUCUGACCUGCGCGCUCUCUCUCCUUGACACCAUCCCAAGGGACGAGCCACCUCACGGUCUCGUCAUGUCAGCGAUUAAAAGGUUCAUUCGGCUUGUAGAGGUGCCCCAGCCAGGAGACGAGACAGGAUUGUCGUAUACGGAACGUUUCCUCCAGAACGAAGAUCUUCUCCCUGUUCCUCCGGAGAAGCGCCUAUGGAGCAGUAUCAACUUCGUUGCCUUCUGGAUCGCAGACAGUUUCAAUGUCAACACAUGGAUGAUCGUAUCGACCAUGGUCACCGCUGGUCUCUCAUGGUGGCAAGCCUGGAUAUGUGUCUGGAUCGGGUACGGCAUCGUAGCACCGUUCAUCGUGCUCAACGCGCGGCCGGGCGCUAUGCACCAUAUAACGUUCCCUGUUGUCGCACGAACUAGCUUCGGCGUGUUCGGCAGUCUUUGGUGUACAUUCAAUCGGGGCGUGAUGGCAUGCAUCUGGUAUGGCGUUCAGACGGCGGUCGCAGGGCAAUGCGUCAAAGUCAUGUUGCGAGCUAUAUGGCCCAGUACUAACCGCAUCCCCAACCACCUACCGAGCUCAUCAGGCACCACCAGCCUGGACAUGAUGUGCUUCUUCCUCUUCUGGCUGAUCUCCCUUCCCGCAAUCUGGUUUCCCAUUCACCAAAUUCGUCACCUCUUCACCGUGAAGGCCAUCAUCACGCCCAUCGCCGGGAUCACCUUCUUCAUCUGGUGUAUUGUGAAAGCGCACGGCGUAGGGCCCAUUAUCCACCAGCCCUCCACGCUACAUGGCUCCGCGCUCGGCUGGGAGAUGGUCAUUUCGAUCAUGUCCUGCGUCAGUAACAUGGCCACGCUCGUGGUAAACGCCCCGGACUUCGCGUCGCGCGCGUCGACCCCGCAAGCGGCAGUUCUGCCCCAGCUGAUAAUGGUCCCGCUCGGCUUUUCGUUGGUCAGCUUCAUCGGUAUCAUUGUCAGCUCUAGCUCGGUCGUGAUCUUUGGCGAGGCGGUGUGGUCGCCGAUCGACCUGCUGGGUAUGUUCUUGGAUGAUCAUCCGUCUGGCGCCACUCGGUUUGGGGUCUGGUUCAUAGCUUUCGCGUUUAUUAUCGCACAGCUUGGGACAAAUAUAUCCGCGAACAGCAUUAGCGCAGGUUGCGACUUGACAGCGCUUUUCCCGAGGUUCAUUAACAUUCGACGUGGAGGCUACAUUGCAGCGAUAGUCGGCUUCUGUAUCUUGCCAUGGAACUUCCUCAAGAACGGGAACAACUUCACGACGUACCUCUCUGCGUACUCGGUAUUCCUCAGCUCCAUUGCUGGCGUAAUGAUUACCGAUUACUGGGUGAUUCGCCGUGGACACUUCAAGACGUCGGACCUUUAUCGCACGCACAGGGACGGUUGGUACUGGUACACCGGUGGAGUGAACUUCCGCGCGUACGCAGCCUACAUCGCAGGCAUCGUGAUCAACGUUGUGGGCUUCGCGGGAGCUACCGGCCGGUCCGUCCCCCUUGCCGCGACAAGGAUAUACGAGCUCUCCUUCUUCACCGGUUUCGGUGUAUCCGCGGUGAUCUACAUCCUGCUCAACGCGUUGUUCCCCGUAAGAGGGGCCUCGCGCGAGUUCGUCGAGGUAGAUGAAUCCGCGUACGAAGACAAAGCGUCAGUCAAUUAUUCCGACGAUGUUGAGCGAUACGAGAAAGAGAAGGCGAAUCGCGUCGACGUGCGGGCGGACAUGGUGGACGAGAGCAACUAAAAAUGGGAGACUUGGUGCUUUGGGGACGGAUCUGCGAUAUUUCUUGGUGUAAAAUAGC
Molecule: messenger RNA, 1878 nt
Organism: Punctularia strigosozonata HHB-11173 SS5
Lineage: Eukaryota; Fungi; Basidiomycota; Agaricomycetes; Corticiales; Punctulariaceae
Product: NCS1 nucleoside transporter family
Exons: 16
Coding region: 156-1820 (554 amino acids)
Biological process (GO): transmembrane transport; nucleobase transport
Cellular component (GO): plasma membrane
Molecular function (GO): nucleobase transmembrane transporter activity
Source: RefSeq, a predicted model, not a curated record